Molecule: messenger RNA, 3745 nt
Organism: Epinephelus fuscoguttatus (brown-marbled grouper)
Lineage: Eukaryota; Metazoa; Chordata; Actinopteri; Perciformes; Serranidae
Gene: gucy2g
Product: guanylate cyclase 2g
Exons: 22
Coding region: 1-3315 (1104 amino acids)
Biological process (GO): receptor guanylyl cyclase signaling pathway; intracellular signal transduction; cGMP biosynthetic process
Cellular component (GO): membrane
Molecular function (GO): ATP binding; peptide receptor activity; protein kinase activity
Source: RefSeq, a predicted model, not a curated record
AUGAGGUACAUACUGGUUCUUCACUUCACACUGAUGGCUGUCGCUGUCAUCAAUAACGACACCAACAGGUCUAACAAGCUGAUCAUUGGCUUCCAGGCCCCCUGGAAUAUCUCGUCCCCCUUCAGUGCCCUGCGGCUGGGCUCGGCCUUGCAGAUAGCCGUGGACAAGGUGAACACCAACCCCUCCCUCCUGGGGAACUACAGUCUGGAUUUUGUGUACACGGAUACAGACUGUAAUCCCAAAGUCUCCCUGGGAGGAUUCAUUAACCAGGUGUGGAGGGAGAACGUGUCUGCACUAUUUGGUCCGGCGUGUCCUGAAGAAGCCGAGGUUACCGGUCUCAUUGCUUCCACUUGGAACAUCCCAAUGUUUGCCUUUGUGGGACAGUCCUCCAAAAUGGACAACAGUGAAAUCUAUGACUCCUACAUCAAAAUUGUGCCCCCUCUUAAAAGAAGCGCAGAGGUCCUGGUGAAGACCCUGGAGUUCUUCGGGUGGAGUCACGUAGCGAUGAUCGGAGGGGGGUUGGAUUCAAACACUUGGGACAAAGUCGACGCUUUGUGGGACACCAUUGAGAAUCCGCUGAGAGAAAAAUUCAACGUGGCUGCGGCAGUCAAGUUUGAUACCAGCAAUCCUGAGCUGUUGUAUCAAAAUAUUCAGUUCAUCUCAACAGUCGCCAGAGUGAUUGUGGUGCUAACAAACAAAGAUGAUUCAAUGGCUCUGUUGCUGGAGGCUGAGCGACAGGGUCUAAUGAAUGGCGACUUUGUGUUCUUCCUGAUACAGCACUUUGAGGAUAACUUGUGGAAAUACGCCCUGAACAACAAAAUCCACAAUGCCGCCAGACGAGCUUUUGAUAUGACCUUCAUCAUCGGCCAGAAAGCCUACGAAGGCUACGAGUAUUAUGACUUCUUUGAGCAGGUUUUUGACAGACUGAGAGGACACCCGUUUCAGAGCAACCUGACAUCCGAAAGAGAGGUUAGCCCGUACUCUGCCUACCUGCAUGAUGCGGUGCUUCUUUAUGCGAUGGGACUGAAGGAAGUCCUCAAAGAUGGCAAAGACCCUCGUGACGGACGGCAGCUGCUGCAGAGAUUAAAAAAUAAACACCACAUUCGAUUUGACGGCGCCUCUGGACUGGUCCACUUUGACGAUGAGGGGGAGAGAAAUGUGGACUAUUCCAUUUAUGACCUGCAGCAUGUAGGAGACGUCACCAAGUUUGUACCCAUCCUCCAUUAUGACAGUCACACCAAAGCUGUCUGGCCAACAUCUAUGUUUGCCUCUGUGGUCUGGCCGAGCGGAAGACGUCCCUCUGACAAACCAGAGUGUGGGUUCAACAAUGAACUCUGUGAAUGGCUCAGUAAUGACAUAAUCCUGCUGGCUCUGCUCGUGACCUUCCCCGUCAUUGGUGUACUGGCAGUUUUGUGCAUCGGGGUCCUCAUUCUGCAGAAGUUACGUCUCCAGACGAGGCUCGAAGACGCCUGCUGGUGGCUGAUCAACUACAGUGAUAUCACCAUCAUCAGGGAGCACUCAGGAUUUCAGGGUUUAUCUCUGAGCACCACAGCCAGUCAGAGCAUGAGCAGCAGCUCUCAGUCCACUUUCUCCAAUAACAGUUUCGGCCUGAGGGACAAGACAGGGAAAGAAAACAUCUACACCACCAUAGGUCUCUACCAGGGAAAUCAAGUGGCCAUCAAGUACAUCAAGAAUCCUGUUUGCACUAACUUCCACAAACCUUCAGUUAUUGCAGAGUUCAAUAUGAUGAAAGAAAUGAAACACGAGAACUUGGUGCAAUUCUUUGGUGUUUGCACUGAGCCACCAAAUGUCUGUGUGGUCACCCAGUACUGCAGGAAAGGCAGUCUGAAGGAUGUCCUGAAGUUUACAGAUGUUGAGCUGGAUGCGAUGUUCAAGCUCUCCUUUGCUUAUGACAUUGUCAAUGGAAUGGAUUUCAUCCACAAAAGUAACUUGAAAUUUCACGGGAACCUAAAGCCCAGCACGUGUCUGGUGGACAGUCGACUCCAGAUAAAACUCUCUGGCUUUGGACUGUGGGAGCUUAAAUACGGCAGCAAAAACAAGAUCGUCCCACUGGAUAGCCUCAAUCAUGAAGUGAUGUACUGGACAGCCCCCGAGCUUCUGAGACAAGUCGGACUCCAGGUCAAUGGGACGCCCAAAGCGGACGUCUACAGCUUUGCCAUCAUCAUGUGGGAGCUCAUGUACAAUGCUAAGUCUGGUCCCUAUCAUGACAUCAAUCUGGAGCCCAAAGAGAUUAUCAUGCAGUUGCGGACACCUUACCAAGGGGAAUUCCUCCGACCACCUCUGUCUCAGGAACUGUGUGAUGAGAACAUCAACUUACUGCUGAAGGCCUGCUGGAAUGAAAACCCAGACCACCGACCACCGUUUGCUUCUAUACGGAGACAGCUGAGGGACAUCAGCCCAGACAGUCAUGCAAAUAUACUGGAUAAUAUGGUGGAAAAGUUGGAGAAAUAUGCAAAUCACUUGGAGGAGGUGGUGGAGGAGAGGACCAAUCAGCUCACAGCAGAGAAGAGCCGUGCAGACAAGCUUCUCUCCAGCAUGUUACCAAGACCGAUUGCAGAUCAGCUGAUGGCAGGGAAGUCCGUGGAGCCGCAAAGCUACGACAUGGUGACCAUCUUCUUCUCUGAUAUCGUGGGCUUCACGUCUAUGUGCUCUGUCAGCUCUGCGAUGGAGGUGGUGACGUUCCUCAAUGACCUCUACAGCCUCUUUGAUGACAUUAUCAAGAUGUACGAUGUCUAUAAAGUGGAAACAAUUGGCGAUGCGUACAUGGUAGCCAGCGGUCUACCUAUCAGCAACGGCUUUCAGCACGCUAUAGAGAUAUCCAUGAUGGCUCUGCAUUUCUUGAGUGCAAUCAAGAUCUUCAGAAUCCACCACAUGCCUACUGAGAAUCUUGCAAUCCGCAUCGGGAUACAUUCUGGUCCAGUGGUUGCCGGAGUGGUCGGCACCACGAUGCCUCGCUACUGUCUCUUUGGUGACACGGUGAACAUGGCCUCUCGCAUGGAAAGUAACAGCUUACCCCUGAAGAUUCACAUAUCUCAGUGCACCGCUGACAUUCUGGUCCAGGCUGGAUCGUUUGUGCUGGAGGAAAGAGGGGAAAUUGAAAUGAAGGGUAAAGGGUCUCAUAAGACCUACUGGCUGCUGAGCAAAAAAGGAUUUAACCCUCCUGUUAUUGCUCACAGCUCUCCAAAAUCUGACAGUCACAGACUACAGGCAGAGAAACUAGGAAUGGUCCGAGUCGCUGAGAAAAGGGCCCAGAAAACGCUGACCAAAGCCAUGAUGACAGCAGUGCACAUUUAAAGAACAACUGGAUAUUCUGACCAGAUUAAGCACAAUUCGGUGGGUGUCACAGAAACGACUUGUGAAGAGGAGACAAAAUGUGGACAGAGACUGGAGUGAUGAUAUAAAACACCGUAGAGCUGAGAGGAUCACAACAUUUGUGUUUUCAGACUCUUGCUAAAGAAAGCUAAAGAUACUUUCUAAUCUAAAAGGGACAGUUCACUCAGAAAUCAAAAAUACAAUUGUUUCCUCUUAUUGCAGAGUGUUGGAGGUAUCGGCCGUAGAGAUAUCUGCCUUCUCUCCAAUAUAAUGGAACUAGAUGGCACUCAGCUUGUGGUGCUCAAAGGGCUAAAGAAAUACAUUUAAAAAAACUCAACAGCUCUUUCCAGAAAUCCUGACCAGGUUACUGCAAGAUACAUUUUUCAGGCGCUGUGAGCAAACAAAACUACUG